CUUCCCUCCCUCUCNCCCGACGGCUUUGAGCGCGCCCACGAGGGCGACUGCGGCCUCAGCGACAGUGGCCCUCCCGGGGCCAGCGGUCGCGACAACAGUCGCGGUCGUGACCUCAACCGCAGCUUUCCCGACCAGUUCAGCACCGGCGAGCCCCCUGCCCUGGAUGAAGUGCCGGAGGUGCGCGCCCUCAUGGACUGGAUCCGCAGGAACAAGUUUGUGCUUUCUGGAAAUCUGCAUGGUGGCUCUGUGGUAGCAAGCUAUCCUUUUGAUGAUUCUCCAGAACAUAAGGCCACUGGAAUCUAUAGCAAAACCUCAGAUGAUGAAGUCUUUAAAUACUUGGCAAAAGCCUACGCAUCAAACCAUCCCAUAAUGAAAACUGGUGCACCUCAUUGUCCAGGAGAUGAAGACGAAACUUUCAAAGAUGGGAUCACAAACGGCGCACACUGGUAUGACGUGGAAGGUGGCAUGCAAGAUUACAAUUAUGUAUGGGCCAACUGUUUUGAGAUCACAUUAGAACUGUCUUGUUGCAAGUACCCCCCUGCUUCACAGCUUCGACAAGAAUGGGAGAACAAUCGUGAGUCUUUGAUCACAUUGAUUGAAAAGGUCCACAUUGGAGUUAAAGGAUUUGUUAAAGAUUCAGUAACGGGAUCUGGCUUAGAGAACGCAACCAUCUCAGUGGCUGGUAUUAAUCAUAAUAUCACAACAGGCAGAUUUGGUGAUUUCCACAGAUUACUUGUUCCUGGAACUUACAACAUUACAGCAGUUUUAACUGGGUAUAUGCCACUGACUGUUAAUAACAUAAUAGUGAAAGAAGGACCAGCCACAAAGGUGAAUUUUUCCCUUCGGCCAACUGUGGCUUCAAUAAUCCCUGACACAACUGAGAUGGUAGUAACCGCUAGCACAGUUGCUCUGCUUAAUAAUCUUCCUGGAACCCAAUCCUUACACCAGCCAAUUCAGCCAAAGGACUUUCAUCACCACCAUUUCCCUGAUAUGGAAAUCUUCCUGAGAAGGUUUGCCAAUGAAUAUCCUAACAUCACCCGGCUUUAUUCUUUGGGAAAAUCAGUAGAGUCAAGAGAACUUUAUGUAAUGGAGAUAUCUGAUAACCCAGGUGUCCAUGAACCAGGAGAUUCCGUGAGUGUAAUUGGCAGAAACAACAGCAACAACUUUGACCUGAACCGAAAUUUCCCAGACCAGUUCUUUCAGAUCACAGAUCCUACCCAACCAGAAACUAUUGCUGUAAUGAGCUGGAUGAAGUCCUAUCCAUUUGUACUGUCAGCAAACCUGCAUGGAGGUUCUUUGGUAGUGAACUACCCUUUUGAUGAUGAUGAACAAGGGCUUGCCACAUACAGUAAAUCACCAGAUGAUGCUGUGUUUCAACAAAUAGCACUUUCUUAUUCAAAGGAAAAUGCCCAGAUGUUUCAAGGUAGACCCUGCAAGAAUAUGUACCCUAAUGAAUACUUUCCUCAUGGAAUAACAAAUGGAGCUAGUUGGUAUAAUGUCCCAGGUGGUAUGCAGGACUGGAACUAUUUACAAACAAAUUGCUUUGAAGUGACUAUUGAGCUAGGUUGUGUGAAAUACCCAUUUGAGAAAGAUCUGCCAAAAUUUUGGGAACAGAAUCGAAGAUCUCUAAUCCAGUUUAUGAAACAGGUUCAUCAAGGUGUCAAAGGAUUUGUCCUAGAUGCCACGGACGGCAGGGGUAUAUUAAAUGCCACCAUUAGCGUUGCUGAAAUUAAUCACCCAGUGACUACUUACAAAACUGGAGAUUACUGGCGUCUCUUGGUUCCAGGAACUUAUAAGAUCACAGCAUCUGCUCGAGGGUAUAAUCCAGUUACCAAGAAUGUGACUGUAAAGAGUGAAGGUGCUAUUCAGGUCAACUUCACACUUGUUCGAUCGUCAGCAGAUUCAAACAAUGAAUCAAAGAAGGGAAAGGGGGACAGCACCAACACCGAUGAUGCCAGUGAUCCAACCACUAAAGAGUUUGAAACUUUAAUUAAAGACCUUUCAGCCGAGAAUGGUUUGGAAAGCCUCAUGUUACGGUCCUCCUCAAAUCUGGCUCUUUACCGAUACCACUCGUACAAAGACUUAUCAGAGUUUCUGAGAGGACUUGUGAUGAACUACCCACACAUCACAAAUCUCACCAAUUUGGGACAGAGUUCCGAAUAUCGUCACAUCUGGUCCCUUGAGAUCUCCAAUAAGCCCAACAUAUCUGAACCCGAAGAACCAAAGAUCCGUUUUGUUGCUGGUAUCCAUGGAAAUGCUCCAGUCGGAACUGAACUGCUUUUGGCCCUGGCGGAAUUUCUCUGCCUAAACUACAAAAAGAACCCAGCUGUUACUCAACUGGUUGACAGGACUAGAAUUGUGAUUGUCCCAUCUCUAAAUCCAGAUGGGCGAGAGAGGGCACAAGAGAAAGACUGUACUUCAAAAAGAGGACAGACAAAUGCUCAUGGCAAAGACUUGGAUACAGACUUCACAAAUAAUGCCUCCCAGCCUGAGACUAAAGCAAUCAUUGAAAAUUUGAUUCAAAAACAGGACUUCAGUCUUUCUGUUGCAUUAGAUGGUGGUUCAGUGCUGGUCACAUACCCGUAUGACAAACCAGUACAAACAGUGGAAAACAAAGAAACUCUGAAGCAUUUGGCAUCUCUUUAUGCAAAUAAUCAUCCAUCCAUGCACAUGGGUCAGCCCAGUUGCCCAAAUAAAUCAGAUGAGAAUAUCCCAGGAGGCGUAAUGCGUGGAGCAGAAUGGCACAGUCACCUGGGCAGCAUGAAGGAUUAUAGUGUCACCUAUGGCCACUGUCCGGAAAUCACAGUGUACACGAGCUGCUGCUACUUUCCCAGUGCAGCACAACUCCCUUCCUUGUGGGCAGAAAAUAAAAAAUCUCUUCUUAGCAUGUUGGUGGAGGUCCACAAGGGAGUUCAUGGUUUUGUUAAAGAUAAGACUGGAAAACCAAUUUCUAAAGCAGUCAUUGUACUCAAUGAAGGAAUAAAGGUACACACAAAAGAAGGGGGCUAUUUCCAUGUACUGUUAGCCCCAGGCGUCCAUAAUAUCAACGCCAUCGCUGAUGGGUAUCAGCAACAACAUUCACAGGUCUUUGUGCAUCAUGAUGCAGCUAGUUCUGUGGUAAUAGUCUUUGACACAGAUAACCGGAUAUUUGGUUUGCCAAGGGAGCUUGUGGUAACCGUAUCAGGUGCCACCAUGUCAGCGUUGAUCCUAACAGCUUGCAUUAUUUGGUGCAUCUGCUCAAUCAAGUCUAACAGACAUAAGGAUGGCUUUCAUCGGCUCAGGCAGCAUCACGAUGAGUAUGAAGAUGAAAUUCGCAUGAUGUCAACAGGCUCCAAGAAGUCCCUCUUAAGCCACGAGUUCCAGGAUGAAACAGACACUGAAGAGGAAACCUUAUAUUCUAGCAAACAUUGAAACAGACCUCGCACAUCUCCCAGCAUAAGUACCCAGCAAAAUUACAGUUCCUUUUGGGAGACACUGCAUUCAGAAGAGAGACUCUCUUGCUUCUUCAAAGAGCUUUGGGAAGUUAACUUGCUAAAUUUGUAUUCUCUGUGAAUUUGGCUGGCGGUUUUGAACUUCCCCUCCUUUAAGUACUGUUACCUUAAAAAAAAAAAAAA
This is a messenger RNA of Puma concolor (puma), 3614 nucleotides long. The record is from RefSeq and is a predicted model, not a curated record. NCBI's taxonomy places the organism in Eukaryota, Metazoa, Chordata, Mammalia, Carnivora, Felidae.